Messenger RNA from Chelmon rostratus (copperband butterflyfish), 2247 nucleotides. RefSeq names its product chromosome 3 C22orf23 homolog (gene c3h22orf23). The transcript is spliced from 8 exons. The coding region runs from base 828 to 1511 and encodes 227 amino acids. Lineage: Eukaryota; Metazoa; Chordata; Actinopteri; Chaetodontiformes; Chaetodontidae. The record is from RefSeq and is a predicted model, not a curated record.
GGGUCAGGGGUCACCACUUGAGGUGGUAUGAACCUGCUGUCAGGGAAGGUCACCAUGGAGGGGUGUUGCAGGGGAUAGUAAGGGUUAAAGUCACAUGAUGAGACUUUACUGAGGUUUCCUCUGCUGUGCCUCUCCACGCUGCCUCCCUGGGGGAAGCCAAACUGAUCUACAUUCGGUAGACCGGGGAAUGAAGUCACACCUGCUUGGUCAUCUAUAUAACCAUGGUGGUACAACUCUGGCUGGACCGAUGCUGUGGUUUCAGCAGGGGACAGGAGGUCCGCCAUGAGGCUGCCACUGUUCAUCUGCAGGUGCUCCUGUCCUGGUUGGUCCUUAAACAUGGCCACCUCUUGGUACGCUCUAUUUGGGUCUAACUGUGGGAGCCGCUGCUCAUUGUUGUCCAGUGAGGGGUUGAGGUCCGGCGACGGGCUGCUCCAGUCAGACAGCAGGAACUCAAUGUCCCAGGAUGCCUGGCUGUCAUCGUCCAGGAGCUCCUCUGUCAUUUGCUGGGAGACGUGCAUCUGCUCAGAGCUGCUUGGAGACAGUUUGUUACUGAGAGAGUCCAGGGGGAGAGAGCCAGUGUCAGACUUCCACAUCUGGAUGGUAUUGGAGAGCAUUGAGAGCUGUUCACUCUUCAGGUAACAAAACAGUCACUAUUCCUGUCACUGUGAAGGAAUCAAAGGACUGAAGAGAGCUGUAAGUGUACUUACUUUCAUAUUGUCACUGGAGUGAGCGAGGUUGGAGAAGGAGCUGAAGGACGGGAGCACGGCCUGAGUAACAGCCAUCAGGCACUGUGACAUGGACGCCGACUGACUGUGGUAGCAGCAAAGAUGGAGGCGUCCUCACCGAGCAGAGUUGGCAGGAGACUGUGGAACAACCCCAGAGCCACCCACUACAGCAAGGAGACCCAGGAUGUGAUGAGAUUAAUGAUGCAGGAAUCAUGGCUCACCAACCUCCAGAGAAAACAGAUACGCGAAUGCCUCAAGAACGGAGCAGCUUUGCCAUUGACCGCUGAGCCCACAGCAACAGCUCCCCCUCCUCAGCCUAAAAUCAGCAAACCUGUCCAGAAACGCCUGCUGGGCAAGCCUCAGAGACGUAGCGCUGAAUCUUGUCGUUCGGGGAACAGCUACAUCAGAGAAAAGUUCUGCCCUGGUCCUACAAGAGACUUGGAGAAAGAGAAGAGGAGGCUUCAGAGUAUUAUGGCAACAGGACAAGAGGAACCCACAGCUGUGUCUUCCAAAAAUGUUCCUGCAUGUGAGAACCCAGGAGUGGUGGAGGAGAAAGAUCGGUAUCAGGAAGUUCUAGAUGAGAUAGAGGAGAGGAUGCAGUUUCUGGCAGAUAUGGCCUCUCUGGGCAAGGAGAAGCAGUACAUCAACAUCAUCAACACGGAGAUAUCCCAGAAAAUCCGAGAGCUGGAGGUGUCGAACAAAACCUGCUGUCACAAGAAGGAUGGAGUGACAUCUGAGAGGAAAAGAGAGGCUGCAGAACAGACAACCGCAAGUCUGAACUUGUAAGAGACGGGAGAAGACUCACUGCCACUGACUGAACUCUUGGAAAUAACUUGGAAACCAGAUGGUGAAAGCAAUGAAUUUACAAAGCAUUAAAUAUUUACAUUAAGUUAUUUUAUUCCUCUGCCUUCCAAUGUCAGUAUUUUUAAAGUAUUUAUAAUCCCGCUGCUGUUUCAGGACAAUGUAUAUCUGACAGAAAUGUGAGGCUACAGAAGCCCUUGGUUUCAGCUGGACAGGAGGACAGGCACGGAGCAGAAACACAGACACAACAGAGAUUACCAUUUAAAAUGAAGGACAAACAGACAAAACAGAAUGAGUAAACAUACUGACAUUUACAGAAGCUUGAACAAAUGACAGCUCAUCCACAUAUGCAGUUAAAUAAAUGGCACUCACACAAACAAUAUUAACACGUUUUUUUUGUAUCCAUUUUAAGGCAAAACAUGGAAACAUAGAGCAAGGCAGAGUAAAAUAUAAAUUAAUGAUUGCAUAUUCAGGUUUUCCCCAAUGGUUAAAACUGUUAUAAGCUAUAAGGUCUUGCUACAGUUGUUAAAACCCUGUAAAUCUGCCUUUUCUAAUAUUUAUUAUUGCAUGUGUGAACUUUCAUACUAAUAAACCUUCUAACAGAAAUGUUAAGUUUAACACUUUUAACUCUACACUGCUGAGACCUCAAAUUUUCUAGAUCUGAUUUGGAGUCUCCCACUUCGUCUCGAGUCACACACUCCCAUAAAUACUGUAUCUACUG